Molecule: messenger RNA, 1246 nt
Organism: Diatraea saccharalis (sugarcane borer)
Lineage: Eukaryota; Metazoa; Arthropoda; Insecta; Lepidoptera; Crambidae
Source: the annotation of a GenBank genome assembly
AUGCAUUCCCUCUACGCCAAAAAAAAUAAUUUCUUAGCUGAAUUGAGAACUGCCACAGUGGGCGGGAAUAUAGAGAGAAGAACCGAUACCCGUUGGGGCGGAAAGGCAAACCCCCAACAGAUAAAGGGAAACGGAUGGCGUGGGGAUGCGGGCAGCAUAAGAACAAUCGAGGAGACCUACGGGAGAUACCUAUGCCCAGCAGUGGACGUCGAAAAAUAUCCUGAAGUCGAAGAUGUGGUAAUGGUUAAUGUCCGAUCAAUAGCAGAGAUGGGCGCGUACGUUCAUCUUUUAGAAUACAAUAACAUUGAAGGCAUGAUAUUACUUUCUGAGUUGUCAAGAAGACGUAUUAGGUCCAUCAACAAAUUGAUCAGAGUCGGCAAAACUGAACCUGUAGUAGUCAUCAGAGUGGAUAAAGAAAAAGGUUACAUUGAUUUAUCGAAACGUCGUGUCUCUGCUGAAGACGUUGAAAAAUGCACAGAGAGAUAUGCAAAGGCUAAAGCGGUUAACUCUAUCCUUCGUCAUGUUGCUGAACUCCUACACUAUGAGAGCUCAGAACAGCUAGAGGAACUCUACAAACAAACAGCUUGGCAUUUUGAGGAGAAAUAUAAAAAGAAGGCUUCAGCAUAUGAUUUCUUUAAACAGGCUGCAAUCGAUCCAUCAGUAUUAAAUGAAUGCGGUCUAGAUGAGCAGACAAAGGAAGUCCUAUUGGCUAAUAUCAAGAGGAAACUCACAUCACAGGCUGUGAAGAUCCGAGCAGAUAUUGAAUGUGCCUGUUACGGUUACGAGGGUAUUGACGCAGUCAGGGCAGCACUGAAAUCUGGCCUUGCACUAUCCACAACUGAAAUGCCUAUUAAAAUUAAUCUUAUUGCGCCACCUUUAUAUGUAAUGACUACAUCAACGCCAGAGAAAGCAGAUGGUCUAAAAACGUUACAAGAUGCUAUAGACAAAAUUAAAGAGACUAUUCUAGCUUCUGGUGGUGUCUUCAAUAUCCAAAUGGCGCCCAAAGUGGUUACCGCGACGGACGAAGCGGAGUUGGCGCGACAGAUGGAGCGAGCGGAGGCGGAGAACGCAGAAGUCGCGGGUGACUCCGCCGAGGAAGAUGAGGACCAAGGUAUGGGUGAUGCUGGAGUGGACGAGCCUCAACAGAACGGUGCAUCGGACGAUGAGGACGAUUAAUGAAUAUCUAUAAUACAUACCGAAUGUAACUACGUGUUAAUACAUACUUUAAUAUACACAUGUUUUAUAC